This is a messenger RNA of Cynoglossus semilaevis (tongue sole), 4884 nucleotides long. RefSeq names its product actinin, alpha 4 (gene actn4). Gene Ontology annotation, molecular function: protein binding; calcium ion binding. Lineage: Eukaryota; Metazoa; Chordata; Actinopteri; Pleuronectiformes; Cynoglossidae. The coding region runs from base 265 to 2964 and encodes 899 amino acids. The record is from RefSeq and is a predicted model, not a curated record. The transcript has 22 exons.
CCGGUUCCUCCCAGAAGCACAGAGAGUACAGAGGGAGAGCUUUUCUUCUCACAGCAGCAGCGGGGCUUUCUCACUGCACACACCGGCCAUUCAUCACAGGAAACCGCGCACUCACGCCUCACUAAACAAGGACUCUUUCCUCGCUCGUGGUUCCCUCCCCAUCCCACCUCUCCGAUUUGGGACGUCGUCGCCUUUUCCUCCACGUUUUUGUUUUUUAUUUUUCUGUCAGUUUUUGUCUGGCGUACUCAGGUUUCUUUUGCUGACAUGGUAGAUUAUCACGCUUCUAAUAACCAAUCAUCCACCUCCGGGGUUCAGACAUACAUGGAGCAAGAGAACGACUGGGACCGGGACCUGCUAUUGGACCCGGCCUGGGAGAAGCAGCAGAGGAAGACAUUCACUGCCUGGUGCAACUCCCACCUACGGAAGGCAGGUACGCAGAUCGAAAACAUUGAGGAGGACUUCAGGGACGGACUCAAACUCAUGCUGCUCCUCGAGGUCAUCUCAGGCGAGCGGUUAACCAAGCCUGAGCGAGGCAAGAUGAGGGUCCACAAAAUCAACAACGUGAACAAAGCGCUGGGCUUCAUCGCAAGCAAGGGAGUGAAACUGGUCUCCAUUGGAGCCGAGGAAAUUGUGGAUGGAAAUGCGAAGAUGACACUGGGAAUGAUCUGGACCAUCAUCCUUCGCUUCGCCAUCCAGGAUAUCUCAGUAGAAGAGACGUCUGCAAAGGAGGGUCUUCUGUUGUGGUGUCAGAGGAAGACGGCUCCGUACAAGAACGUCAACGUGCAGAACUUCCACAUCAGCUGGAAGGAUGGUCUCGCCUUCAACGCUCUGAUCCACAGACACAGACCUGACCUCAUUGAUUAUGACAGCCUCAGAAAGGACGACCCUGUGACCAAUCUGAACAACGCCUUCGAGGUGGCUGAGAAGCACCUGGACAUCCCCAAGAUGUUGGACGCAGAUGACAUUGUGAACACUGCUCGUCCAGAUGAGAAAGCCAUAAUGACUUAUGUCUCCAGUUUCUACCAUGCCUUCUCUGGAGCGCAGAAGGCUGAGACGGCUGCAAAUCGCAUCUGUAAAGUGCUGGCCGUCAACCAGGAGAACGAGCAAAUGAUGGAGGAUUAUGAGAAACUGGCCAGUGAUCUGCUGGAAUGGAUCAACCGCACCAUCCCAUGGCUGGAGAACCGAACCCCAGAAAAAACUGUCAAAGACCUCCAGGCCAAACAGGAGGACUUCAGAGACUACCGCUGUGUCCACAAACCACCAAAGGUCCAAGAAAAAUGUCAGCUUGAGAUCAGCUUUAACACUCUGCAGACCAAACUGCGGCUCAGCAACAGACCUGCCUUCAUGCCAUCAGAGGGACGCAUGGUGUCGGACAUCAAUGGAGCGUGGCACACGCUGGAGGGAGCAGAAAAAGGCUACGAGGAGUGGAUUCUGAGUGAGAUCAGACGUCUGGAGAGACUGGAACAUCUGGCAGAGAAGUUCCACCAAAAAGCUGCCAUCCAUGAAUCCUGGACUGAUGGUAAGGAGGCCAUGCUGACCCAGAAGGACUACGAGACUUCCACCCUGGCAGAAGUCAAGGCGCUGCUGAAGAAGCACGAGGCCUUUGAGAGCGACCUGGCAGCUCAUCAGGACAGAGUGGAGCAGAUCGCUGCCAUCGCACAGGAGCUCAAUCAGCUGGAUUAUUACGAUGCCCCUAGCGUCAAUGCUCGCUGUCAGAAGAUCUGUGAACAGUGGGACAUUCUGGGAGCUCUUACUCAGAAACGCAAAGAGUCACUGGAGAGAACAGAGAAGCAGCUGGAGUCCAUAGAUGAGCUUUACCUGGAGUACGCCAAGAGGGCGGCGCCCUUCAACAACUGGAUGGAGGGAGCGAUGGAGGAUCUCCAGGACAUGUUCAUCGUCCACAACAUUGUAGAAAUUCAGGAUCUGAUCACAGCCCACGAGCAGUUCAAGUCCACCCUGUCUGAGGCCAACAUGGAGCGCGAGGCCAUCCAGUCCAUCCAGGCCCAGGUGCAGAAGAUCGCCCAGAGCAACGGGAUCAAGCUGAGCGGAGCCAACCCCUACACCACCAUCACACCUGAGAGCAUCGACAGCAAGUGGGAGAGGGCAAUGGCUAUGGUGCCACAGCGUGACAAUGCCUUACAAGAAGAACUGAACAAACAGAAGUCCAACGACACACUGAGGGCCACGUUUGCCACUCAGGCCAAUGCAGUCGGUGCCUACAUCAAGGACAAAAUGGAGGAAAUUGGUAGGAUAUCCAUCGAGAUGAACGGCACCCUGGAGGACCAGCUGACCAACCUGAAGGACUACCAGACCACCAUCAUGUCAUUCAUGCCUGAGAUCAACAAACUCGAGGGAUACCACCAGCUCAUCCAGGAGGCACUCAUUUUUGACAACCAGUACACCAAAUACACAAUGGAGCAUCUCCGUGUGGGCUGGGAGCAGCUGCUGACCACCAUCGCCAGGACCAUCAACGAGGUGGAGAACCAGAUCUUGACCCGUGACGCCAAGGGCAUCAGUCAGGAGCAGCUGUACGAGUACCGCGCCUCCUUCAACCACUUUGACAAGGACCACACUGGGUCGCUGAUGGCCGAGGAAUUCAAGGCCUGUUUGAUCAGUCUGGGCUAUGAUGUGGAGAACAACAAGCAGGGUGAUGCUGAGUUCGCUCGCAUCAUGGGCAUCGUGGAUCCCAAUGCUAGUGGCGCCGUCACCUUCCAGGCCUUCAUUGACUUCAUGUCCACUGAAACGACAGACACAGACACCGCCGACCAGGUCAUCGCCUCGUUCAAGAUCCUGGCUGGUGAUAAGAACUACAUCACAGCUGAGGAACUCAGGAGGGAGCUCCCUCCAGACCAGGCGGAGUACUGCAUCGCCCGCAUGGCGCCCUACACAGGGCCCGAUGCUGCCCCCGGCGCCCUCGACUACAUGUCCUUCUCCACCGCCCUGUAUGGAGAGAGUGACUUGUAGAGUGACGACGAGGAGGAGAGCUGGAUGGGGGGUGGGGGGAGGGUGGGGGUGAAGUUGGAAAAAAUACGGAGAGUUUUUCUGCAUGUGGAGAAGGUUCUGGAAAUCAGGUGUGAGCAGGAGUUUGAGUGGCGUUUGUGAGGUGCCCCUGUGUGUCGGUUUAGAAAAUAUCCGAGCUUGUUGAUUGAUAGGUAGUUAGGUUUGGCCUCUGUUGAAUGUUUUCCAGCUCCACUUUAUUAUUAACACGUUGACAGAAAUGAGAAUUCUGGAAAAAGCUUUGUAUGAACGGAUGAAUCCAGGCGCAGCUGUGAGACGAGCAGCUGCUCCGUCAUUUUGGCUCCUUAGCUUCACCCUCUCUGCCUUUUUGGGGGUCAACAGGGGUGGGAUAAGGAAAGGGGGCCGGAGUUAAAUAUUAAUCUGAUACUUAUGCUAAUUUUUGUUAAUUUUAUUACAAUUUAUUUUUUCUUCUUGCCAGGGGAGGGGCCAGGGCAUUAGGAGGAGAACAGAGCGGUGUGGGGUCUGGUGUGGUGAUUGGCCAGUUUUGUGUAUUAGAUUCUAGAAAGAUAUAUGCUAUGGGGCAGGGGGUUGGGCCGACCAACCACAGAUGAAAAUCAAAUAUUUACCCAUAAUUCCCAUGUUGCUGGACAAGGUGACCUGUUUAACCUCCUCCUGUCUGUGUUUAUUUCUUUCUUCUUUUUUCAGCAGCGGGUGGCUAAUGGGGUUGGGGUGGGAAUGAUGUUGACCUGAUGGGGUGGGUGGGGUCUCAUUUGGGGAGGGAGGGUGUUCAGCGCUGUACAUACUUAUUUUUCCAGUGCGAGGAAUGACACAGUCUCAGUUGUCACAGAAGUGAUCAAAGGUAUCAAUGGCAUUUAAUCAAAGAAAGAUGGAGGAAAUCACAGUUUAAAUGAAAAAACAAAGACAUUUAAGAACAAAUGACACAGAGCAGUUUCACCAGUGGAUAGGUUUGAGUUUUUAUUUUUUUUUUGUUAUUUUAAUCAAAGGAGAACUUUAUCGGAGGCGCAAGGCCUUUCUGUGUUCAUCCUUUGACAGACAGUAUCGUAGUUAUCACCCCAGUACUAUUCUGUGAAACGACUUUGCUGCAGCGGUGGGCAUCAGGUGCUUAUUUAAAUGCAAAAGUAAAUAUUUCUACGAUCAUGAUUGUUGUUGUCAUUGUCGGUCCACUUUUAGAAUCCAUACUUUACCAUAGGUGUGAUUGAUUGAUCUGGUGACGGCUCUUCUUGGACGACUUCUCUUUUUCUUCACCACUAGUACAUAACGAGGGGCACUCCUGAUGAUGUAUUUGGAAAAACAAACAAACAAACAAACUACUCUCUCUUAUCUCCCUUUCUCACUCACCCACUUCUUCCCAAUCUCACCUCAGUCUUAUUUCUGUCUGAGGAGAUCGAAACGAAAAUAAGGAAGAACUGACAAGCAAAGAUCAGGGAGGAGUCUUUAUGUAAACAUUCCAUUGUAUGAAAAUUGAAAAAAAAAAAAAAAAAGGAAAUUGUUGUGUAAAAAAAAAAUCUAUGCAAUCAUGAUUUGUUCAAUAGCAAUUGAGUCCUGAAGAAUGAUGUGAGCAUCAAGCAGGCUGAUGGUUCCCUGUGUUAUUUCAACAGGACUGAUUUCUCCAGUGUUUGUUAGCUGUCUGUGGGUAGAGUGGAAAGGCAGAGGGACAGACACACAGACAGACAAACGGGAAAAACGGACAAAGACAUGGACCAAAUUAUUUUUUUUCUUACUAUUUCUUUGUUUUUUUUUCCCCCCCUCGUGAGGUUGGAGAGACGUGAACUCUGGAGUUGUGAUUUUCCUUUUUGUACUCUUUAAUAUCAAACCUUAUCUGCUGUACUGGAAACUGCAACACAUUCUGUCUCUAAUGAUAAGUGAGUUUCACAAAGCACACAUAAAAGUUUCUUUACAAAAUUA